Mytilinidion resinicola is the source of this 1311-nucleotide messenger RNA. RefSeq lists its product as uncharacterized. Lineage: Eukaryota; Fungi; Ascomycota; Dothideomycetes; Mytilinidiales; Mytilinidiaceae. The transcript is spliced from 2 exons. The record is from RefSeq and is a predicted model, not a curated record. Bases 1 to 1089 code for a protein of 362 amino acids.
AUGUUACCUCCUAACACAUCGCUCCCUGGGCGAUCUAUUUGGGACGGCCUAGGUCGAGAGACGUUCGAGCGUCAUGUGCAUGCGUUAUCACGCACUGGUACCGUUCCCGACCCAGUCGUUCUCAAAGAAGAAGAUUGGCCAAAGAGCAGCCACUGGGACAUACUUCCCUUUGCUGUGGAGAAACAGCUUGCUGAUGACUUGGCCUUUAUUGCGGCAUGCGAAUAUGGAGUUGGUUAUGUGACAGCCGCGACUGCUGCACCAGCAACCGGUGAAGCAGGUAUGACUGUGCGCCUUGCUGCGAACGAAGGAGUCUGCGAUAGCGUAGAGCGUGCGAUGCAGGCAGUCUUUCGCAUUCUAGAGAGGUGUGCUGGUAAAAGCAUAUCUCGCGAGUGUUGCGCAGAGGCGAUUUUCGACGCCGUUGUCAACCUCAACUUUAAUAGGAUUCAAGGACGAUUAGCGUCUAGGUUCUUCCGACCGCCGCCUCACAAACGUGGCACUCCUCGGAAGCCGCUAGCAGACCGCGUGAGAGGACACAUUGCUUCUUCCAAACCGAUAAAAAGAUUGUCCGAAACCUCUAAAGAUUUUGCAACGCUGUUCACUCAGGCUAAUGCGUUUCAUGCUUCCUUCGUCCAGCUAGAGAGCUCAAAAGAUGCGGACAAAACUGAGGCCACAAAGACCGUCAUAAGGCAGGCCUUCCUGUUGACCGUAGAUGGCGUAUCUCUUCCUUCUCGAUUAAAGAGAAUAGGAUAUCCUGCUUCAAUGGUCGAUACAAGAGAUGUCCGUGGGGUUAACAAAGUUGCAAACUACUGGCGUAUAUGUAAUUCUCUUGCUCAUUUUAGCCGCUUUUACCGGACUCUGUUUAGAAAGUUGCACCUUGAAAGACUCGAGGCUUACCAGCCUCUGUGCACGCCGCUUAAAAAGUUUGUACAUGCUAAAGUCCAGAUGGUCGUAUUAUACGAGACCUCUUUGCUCAGCACAUGGCCUCGCGUGAUAGGCGCCUCCAAGGAAGCAUGUUUCCUGUGCAACUCAUUCAUUAAGAGCCACGGAUCAUUCUAUAUGUUAAAGGCGCACCGCCAGAUCUUUCCUUAAUGGACAGUGCCCGACCUUAGGGAAUAUAACCCUAAGACGCUAGAUCGACUUCGGAGCGCGCUGAUAGUAGUUGAUAGGAGCGUUCAGUACAAGCUUAAAAAGAAACGCAGCUUCCGGCCUUUCCCUUUACAAAGCUCUAUUAAUUUGGACAAGCUGAUGCUCCCAACACCUUCUGCAACUAUAAUCCACUCUUCGGCAUCCAACACUGCGUAUAAAUCGUCA